Messenger RNA from Arabidopsis lyrata subsp. lyrata, 601 nucleotides. Its product is annotated as pathogenesis-related protein 5. The coding region runs from base 146 to 601 and encodes 151 amino acids. Lineage: Eukaryota; Viridiplantae; Streptophyta; Magnoliopsida; Brassicales; Brassicaceae. The record is from RefSeq and is a predicted model, not a curated record. Gene Ontology annotation, cellular component: extracellular region. Gene Ontology annotation, biological process: defense response. The transcript has 2 exons.
UUUAAUAGAAUUUUAUAAAAUCUUGAAUGUGUCACAUUGUCAUUUAUGGUAAGUAGUAUCCAAAAUAAUAAGCUUAAAUAGAGGAUCCUCACCAUCAACUUCCACUCAUCAUCACAACUUCAACUUUUCAAUACUCAGAUUAACAAUGACGAUUUUCUCCACAUUACAUCUUCUCUUCUUCUCCUUCAUCAUAGCCACAUGUACAAUUUCCAUUGUCUCCGGCACCGUCUUCACUUUAUCGAACCGCUGCAGCUUCACCGUCUGGCCCGGAAUCCUAACCGCAAAAUCAAGACUAAUCGGCGACGGCGGAUUUGCCUUACCUUCAGGAUCUUCUGUUAACUUAACCGUUUCUCCAGGUUGGUCCGGUCGAUUCUGGGGUCGAACGGGUUGCAACUUCGACGCCUCGGGUUCCGAAAAAUGCACCACCGGAGACUGCGGCGGCAAGUUAAAAUGCGCCGGCGCAGAAGGAGCUCCACCAACCACACUAGCCGAAUUCAGAAUCGGCUCCUCCGGAAAGGAAUACGCCGUACAAGAUUCCUACGACGUGAGCCUCGUCGACGGUUACAACGUUCAGAUGAAAAUCAAUCCACAAGGUGGCUAA